Messenger RNA from Purpureocillium takamizusanense, 927 nucleotides. RefSeq lists its product as uncharacterized. The record is from RefSeq and is a predicted model, not a curated record. Bases 1 to 927 code for a protein of 308 amino acids. Lineage: Eukaryota; Fungi; Ascomycota; Sordariomycetes; Hypocreales; Ophiocordycipitaceae. The transcript has a single exon.
AUGAACAUUGGCGACUCUCCACUCUUCAAGGACAUGGCACGUCCUGUGCUACUGCAGACCUCCGCGCCGCACGACACGGAGCCCAGGGCUCGUAGGGGCGCCAUGGACUCGGUCGUUCAGUUCCUUCUCAACCGAUCCCGAAUAGACGUAUCCAGAAUCCGCAUCGAGAGAGCAAGUGAAGAGUACGACGCCCAGCAAUCCGUUGCCCUUCAUUGUGCACGUCUGAUUCACAUUGGCAGCUCAUGCGAUCUUACCGUGGAGUUCCGUCUCACCAAGACUGGACCGAUUAGGAGCACGGUCAGCGAAAUGGACGUCAGCCUGGCCUUCAACGGCUUCUGCUUCGCCAGAAUUCGACUGCCUACGGUGAGGACCAGCUUCUGGGGGGCCAAUGUCAGGAUCCAGGAGCAGCGACUACACAUCGCCGACAUGGCCACGUUCAAGUCAUACAUGCGAAGCAUCAUAAUGGACGACGAGACCAACUUUCAGCUCGAGCAAGGGAGAUGCACCGUGGCUGCUCUGGGGGUAACAGCGAAUUGCGACUAUCGCAUGAACAUACCCAUCCGCGGCAUGGGAGGGCCCGAAGCAAAGGUGCAAAGCUUAAAGCGCGUCGGUGAAGACUUGACAAUGGUGCUCAUCGUCGAGAACCCGAGUCCGGUCGAGGUGGACCUUGGAACCACGGUCUUUGCGCUUCGAAGCGGCUCCUCACAGCCGUAUGCUGAGCUGAAGGGACCCCUGACAAUCGUUCGAGGAAAAUUUGGCUGUGUUCUGCAAGGCAAGGCCAGGACCGGGGCAACCUUGUCAACCAGAAUGAGACUGACUGGCAUUUGUGCGGAAGAGGUGUCGUGGUGCCGCGAAGCAGUGCCGUUCUUGGAUCUGGCUGUUGAUCUGAGUCCCGGUAUCGUUGCGGCAGCAGAUGCAGGGCAUUGA